This is a messenger RNA of Micromonas pusilla CCMP1545, 444 nucleotides long. RefSeq lists its product as uncharacterized. The record is from RefSeq and is a predicted model, not a curated record. NCBI's taxonomy places the organism in Eukaryota, Viridiplantae, Chlorophyta, Mamiellophyceae, Mamiellales, Mamiellaceae. The transcript has 2 exons. The annotation marks the transcript as partial.
AUCGUGAUCCACGUCUUCGACGAGGCGAGGGACGCGCGGCGCGACUUCACGUGCGAGCUCGCGCUGUUGACGCGCGAGAUGCGUUACUUCCGCUCGCACCUCUCCGGGUCCGCGACGACGACGACCGGUCAGAGCUCGUCGCGCCCGCCCACGGAGAUGUCCGUGCACUGCGACGUCGAAGUCUUCGCGUGGCUGCUCGAGUACGUCAACGCGACCGCGGGGCCGGGGGGGAUCGCGGAGGGGCCGACGCUGACGGUGGAGAACGUCGUGCCGGUGCUGAUAUCGUCGGGCGCGUUAUUGUUCGCACUGCGGCUGACGGAGGAGGCGCUCGCGUUUAUUCGCGCGCGGAUACUCGACAUCGUGAACCAGCCCUUGGACGUGAGCUGCCUCGCGGAGCACUUGCUGCGACGGCUGGCCGCGCAGCUGACCGAGGACACGCUGGAG